Molecule: messenger RNA, 5020 nt
Organism: Labrus bergylta (ballan wrasse)
Lineage: Eukaryota; Metazoa; Chordata; Actinopteri; Labriformes; Labridae
Gene: brip1
Product: BRCA1 interacting helicase 1
Biological process (GO): double-strand break repair involved in meiotic recombination; nucleotide-excision repair
Cellular component (GO): nucleus
Molecular function (GO): DNA binding; hydrolase activity, acting on acid anhydrides, in phosphorus-containing anhydrides; DNA helicase activity
Source: RefSeq, a predicted model, not a curated record
GUUAAAGCGGGAAGACGAAUGGGGAAUGUAACAUGGAGAUAAACAGCGUGUGUUCGCCAAAUGAGACCAGUGUUUCCAGUAUAACCAUGGCAUAUGGAUGUUGUAGCUUUAGCUCUUGUUAGGUAACUGUCUUAAAAAGUUAGCAAGUAUCUGUUUCUGAACUGUCAGGAAAAUGGCUACAUCCCCAGUGGAGUACACCAUUGGAGGGGUGAAGAUCAACUUCCCCUGUAAAGCUUACCCCUCCCAGCUGGCCAUGAUGAACUCUAUUGUACGAGGCCUGAACUAUGGGCAGCACUGUUUGCUGGAGAGUCCAACGGGGAGUGGGAAAAGCUUGGCCCUGCUGUGCUCCUCCCUGGGAUGGCAGCAUGCUCAAUGUGCUAAACUGCAACAAGGAGGGAGCCUUGGAGAGUUCAAGAGCCAGGCAGAUAAAAGCUUUGGAGACUGUAAGAAGUCAGAUGUUACCCCCUGUCAGUGUGAGUGCCACAGCCACACCAAGAGGACCACAGCUACACCAGCUGCCAAAUCUCCUGUUGUGGACCUCACUGAUUCACCCUGCAAAGACACAGCACAGCUGGCAUCUCCAGCACCUGGACAUGGAUCGGUACCAGAGGAGCCGCAGCUCAAGAAGCAGACCAUCGCCUCUCGUUUGUCUGACAAGUUCCAGUCUUUCCUUACUGGUCAGUCCUCCUCUGAGCGCGAGAAAGACGACGACUUCCAGCCAGAAAGGAAACGCAUUCGCACUGCCGAUACCAAGAGCCGUAAGAGGCAGCGUCUGGAGCAAGGAGUCGUUUUUAUAGAUGAUGAUGAUGAGCAGGAGAACGAGUCACAAGGUCCUCCGAGUUGGACAGUAGAGCCAAACAGCCCGGCACAGGGUUGGUCAUCAUCAUGCUGUUCCUCUGAACCCUGCUCCCGCUGCUCGUGUGCUUCAACCAAAGACGGCCCGAAGGACAAGGACCAAGAAGGCAAAAAAAAGAUUAGAAAGAUCUUCUUUGGCACUCGCACACACAAACAGAUAACUCAGAUUGCCCACGAGCUGAAGCGCACUGUGUACUCGGGAACACCUAUGACCAUCUUAUCCAGCCGGGAUCACACCUGUGUCAACCCGGAGGUGGCGCCUCACGCCAACCGUAAUGAACGCUGCAAGGACCUUCUGGAUGCAAAAGAUGGUAGAUCUUGUCGCUACUACCACGGUGUGCAGAGGAUACGGGACCAGUCCGUGCUACAAAGAGUCCACGGACUCAAUCACGCCUGGGACAUUGAAGACCUGGUCUCUCUGGGCAAACGGCUCCGCUCAUGCUCCUACUAUGCCGCUCGGGAAUUAAUGCAGGACGCCUUUAUCAUCUUCUGCCCAUAUAACUACCUGCUGGACCCGGUGAUCAGACAGAGCAUGGAGAUCGACCUUGCCGGCCAGAUCUUGGUGCUGGACGAGGCCCACAACAUCGAGGACUGUGCGAGGGAGAGUGCCAGCUAUAAUUUAGACAACAAAAGUCUGAUGAUGUCCAGAGAUGAUCUCGAUGGGAUGGUCAAGAGCAACAUCAGAGCCGCCAAACAUGAGCCGCUCAGAGACUUCUGUUACAGUCUCAUCAACUGGAUCCAGGAGAGCCAAAGCCUUCUGUCUGAACGGGGAUACGAGAGUGCCUCUAAAGUCUGGAGUGGGAAGGACAUACUGGGAAUCUUUCACGGCCUCGGUAUCACUCCUGACACCUUUGACAUCCUGAAGCAAAACUUGGCCGCAGUGCUGGAGAAAGAGGAGCGUGUUGGUGUCAUUAACGGUAAAGAGGACAUGGUGCAAGUCCCAACCAUCAGCUCAGCUACCUCCACCGUCCUCAAAAGCCUUUUUGUGGUCCUGGACUUCCUCUUCAGAGACAACUGCAGGUUUGCUGACGACUACCGGGUGGCUCUGCAGAGGAGCUACGCGUGGACAAACCAGGUCCCGCCUGAUGUCCCCGACGCGCAGGGCUACUUUGUCCGACCUCGCCAGAGACAACGUCAGAGCAGCCGAGUCAAGACUGAAGUCCUGACGCUCAACUUCUGGUGCCUUAAUCCCGCUGUGGCCUUCUCUGACCUGAGUGGGUCGGUUCACAGCAUUGUGCUAACAUCAGGAACUCUAUCACCCAUGGGCUCCUUCUCCUCUGAACUCGGUGUGAAAUUCACCAUCCAGCUAGAGGCCAACCAUGUUAUCAACAAGUCCCAGGUUUGGGUGGGCACUGUUGGCGCAGGACCCCAAGGCAGAAAACUGUGCGCCACAUUCCAACACUCUGAAACAUACGCCUUUCAGGACGAGGUCGGCGCUCUGAUUCUCCACAUCUGCCAGGUUGUUGCAAAGGGCGUGCUCUGCUUUCUGCCCUCUUACAAGAUGCUGGACAAACUGCGGGACCGGUGGACCAACACGGGUCUCUGGGAGAAGCUGGAACUGAAGAAAACUGUCAUCACAGAGCCUCGCGGUGGAGCGAAGGGGGAUUUUGACGAACUACUUCAUACGUAUUAUGAUGCCAUCAAGUACUGUGAGGAAAGAGAUGGUGCACUGCUGAUUGCAGUCUGCAGAGGGAAAGUGAGUGAAGGACUAGACUUUACAGAUGACAAUGCUCGAGCCGUGGUCACCAUUGGAAUUCCUUUCCCGAACAUCAAAGACCUCCAGGUGGAACUGAAGAUGAAGUACAACGAUCAGCACUGCAAGUCCAGAGGUCUUCUCCCAGGCAAUCGCUGGUACGAGAUCCAGGCCUACAGAGCUCUAAACCAGGCCCUCGGGAGAUGCAUCCGCCACAAGAACGACUGGGGAGCCCUGAUUCUAGUGGAUGACCGGUACAGGAAUAAUCCCAAUAAGUACAUCACAGGUCUGUCUAAAUGGGUCCGUCAGCUCGUCCAGCAUCAUGACACCUUCGGCAACGCCAUGCAGUCUCUGGUGGCGUUCUCUCAGGUGCAGCAGCAGAAGAUGGAGGCCGCCCCUGCGGACAGUCAGACCCAGAGCUCUUCAUCUCCAAAUGGUCACACAUGUUUACCUGCAGAGGGACAGAGUCUAACCAAGACGUCAGAACCACCGACACCACGCUCAUGUGUGAAUCCACCUGAACCCCCGAGCCCCUCGGCCUUCAGCUUUUUCUCUCAUACACAGUUGAAAGCUGAACAAAUAGGAAAAGCAGGGUGUUUGAAGACGAUAAAAAGCCCCCCAGCAGAGACCAGAUCACAUCAGAAAAGCAAAGCCCCGCCUCUGUACAGCAUCUUCACCUCCAGCCCCGUCAGCACCCGCUUCAAGAAGCCAAUCUUCAAAGAAAAAACAGCCCAUAACUCUAACCAACACCUUGAAUCAUCAAAUCAUUCUGAGAACGAAGAGAAACUGCUGAUCUCUGAGGCGGCUUGUCUGAAACAAGAGACACCAGACUGUUCCAGUGAAAUCAAAAUGAAACCAACCAAUCUGUCCGUAGAGUCCCCUCCCAGCUGUGAAGGUGAGCCACCCUCAGCACAAGAUCUCGAUGAAGAUGAAGAGGACGAGACCAUCUUUUUUACUCCAGAACUUUUCGAGGGAGAAGAGAAUGAGGGCAGCCCACAGAAGGAGACAAAGACUCCUCAGAAGACAGACCCUGCCCUGCUGUCAGAGGAGCGAGGGCAGGCGUCUGUUUGGAAUGAGCAGAGUGAUAGUUCAGUCAGGAAGGAGGACACAGAGCCGUCACAGGGGCAGAAAGAAGAAAUCAACGCAGAGAGGCAAUCUGAGGAGGGAAAGCAAAUAGAGCACCAGAUCAGGCAGACAGAGAAUAAGCUUCGCAGACUCUCCAGGUCCAGACAGAAAGCUCCCUCCACUCCUACAGGUAGAGGCGAUGAGGUGAAGAGCGUAGGGAGAGUCAGUCUUCAGCAGAUUGAGACCAGGAGCAGCCAGAGGAACAAAGAAAAGGCAAAAACAGACCAAGAAUGUUUGAAGAGCAGACCAUCCAAAGUCAGACCAGUCAGAGAAAACAGGUCAAAAACUAAGAAUACAUGUCUACCAGAGGAUCAGGAUGAUAGCUGGAUUACCUGCAGACACUCAGAACAGAUCUUAAAACCAGGUGUGAACAGCAGAGUGACUGAAACAGGAAAGCCUUCUGAUGGUUUAAAGGAACAAAAAGCUCUCAAAAAUGUGCCCACCACACCUGUUGGUUCAGCAAGGAUCGAGUUUGACAUCAUUACCCCCAAACAAGAGGGCACACAGAGUCUGCAUGAAGCUGGAGCAGCAGGAUGUUGUCCUGUAAAUCCAGGUGCGGAUGGUGAAGGAAGACAGCAAACAAAACCUAAAGCCAUCAGAGUACAGCGAGCCUGCAGGAAGAAACGUAGGAGAUUUAACAACACGUCUCCAAAAAGAAAUGCACUCGGAGGUCAGAGAAUCAGAGAGCAGAAGCCGUGCUCUUUGGGACUCUACUGCUCCUCGUGUGAGAUGGAAUUACUUCCUCUGGUGCAUGAUGCAUUAGGACGCGCUGUUUGUGAAUUUAAACCUCUCUCUAUUCUGAGUAAAAACACAUCCAGUGCUGCAGCAUCGAGCUGCCGCUGCGUGUGUGAACCACAUCAGCCAUCAGUUCAAGACAACUCACUGCUGGUGGUCCGAAGUCUCACGUCUCUGGAAGCCCUACGGUCUUCUCUGCAGCCCUAUUCUGAUGACAGCUUAACUGCGUAUAAUGCCAUCUGGAACCCCGAGGAGGGCUCCGUCACCAGAUUUCUGCAGUGCAAAGGCUGUUUGUCUGAACACCCCGCUCGGUCUGCAGCUUUCAUUGCAGUGGAGCUCCAGUACCCUCGAGACAACAGCCAAGAUCAGAUAUUGUUGGCUCCAGCAGCAGUCCAGUUCUGUUCGCGCAUCCACAUUGAAAGCUAACGCUGAAAAAGGACCAGAACCAGAAGGAGGAUAACACUGAUGGCAGGAGCUUGUUUUGCUUUAGUACAGAUUUUUUUUUAUUCUUUGUACCAUUUUUAUUUGUAAUAUGACGGCUAAAACUCGCACGACAAAUUAACUGUGUCAAAUAUUAUCAGAAGUAACUUGAUCUUAAAUAAAUGGCAUCUC